UUGUCGGACUCUUUAACCCUUUUAGUGCCGGGCGAAAAAGAGGUGCUUAUGCGAAGAUAACCGGCCGAUUUUACUAGGAUUUGCUGUUCUAUCGUAUAAAAGAAGGAAGAUGAAUCGUCAUCCGAACGUUGACUACAAAAAUCGUAAUGAGCCGCAGGCUGAAUUAGAAAGCCAAUUCAUUUUGCGCCUACCACCGGAACCUGCUAGAAUAUUAAAAGAUACGUUGAGUAACGGUCUUCCUUUAAAAGAUAGGCUGAGUAUUAAAUUGGAGAAUGACAUGCGCUAUGGUGAGGUUAGAUUCGACCACUGGUUGCUGCAUGCUAAGGUGGUGGAUUUACCAACGAUAGUAGAAUCCCUGAAAACCAUUGAUAAUAAAAGCUUUUACAAGACUGCCGAUAUAUGUCAGAUGGUGAUAUGUAAAGAAGAAGAUGAUCAUACCGCAACGGACGAAGAAUCACCCGUUAAGCAGAAGAAAAAAGAUCCGAACAAAGUUGAUAAAAAGUUCCUCUGGCCUCAUGGUAUAACACCGCCCUCGAAGAACGUAAGGCGCAGAAGGUUCAGAAAAACCUUGAAGAAGAAAUACGUGGAGGCACCAGAGAUCGAGAAGGAAGUUAAGCGGCUGUUGCGAGUGGACAAUGAAGCAGUUAACGUCAAGUGGGAAGUGAUAUGCGAAGAUGAGGACCAAACGAAACCAAGCAAAGUGUCGUCGUCCGGUACAGUUAAAACUAAGCGAGACAGCAUCAACGGGAACACAUCUCAAAGUCUGGAUGUCGCUGAGCACGAUAUAUUUGGUGAGCCUGUGAGCGACAGUGAGGACGAUGACGAAGAGGCAAACAUAAAUGUGAUGGAACUGGAUGAAAAUAGCCGUCUCUCGGCGGAUAGCCGAGUUUCAGACUCCAAUUCUAUGCAAGCGCCGUAUUCUGAAAGGUCAAACAACAAUGCGACAACGAGUAACGGAUUGGUGACUGAGUUUAGUAAAGAGAUGUUCGAAAAUGAUAACAAUGACGAUGCGGAGACCGAGAAACAGCAGGAAGAGGCCACCACGUCGAAAGUGUCGAAAUUAGAGCAGUUUCACUCGGAAUAUAUUAUUCCUGACAAUUACACGGAAUCGCCGCCCAUGUCUGUGUCUAAAGAUUCCCUGCAGACACGCCUCGCUACUCUCAAUGCGGAACUGGCGGAGCUACGACAGAGAAGACAACAGCAGGAGAUUGAGAUAGCUAAUAUAGAGAAUAUUAAGCUGAGGCAGAGGUUCCAGGAGAUUUUAGAUAAUUUAUUGACUCAAGAAAUGCAAAAAUUGCAAGAGAUACAAGAACUGGAAUAGAAAAUGCAGAAUACAAAAUAUGUUAUAUUACUAUCGUUUUAUUUUGAAGAAAUCGAAACAAAAAUAGAGUAAAA
Messenger RNA from Dinoponera quadriceps, 1395 nucleotides. RefSeq names its product transcription initiation factor TFIID subunit 7 (gene Taf7). Bases 110 to 1321 code for a protein of 403 amino acids. The record is from RefSeq and is a predicted model, not a curated record. The transcript has 8 exons. Gene Ontology annotation, molecular function: RNA polymerase II general transcription initiation factor activity. NCBI's taxonomy places the organism in Eukaryota, Metazoa, Arthropoda, Insecta, Hymenoptera, Formicidae. Gene Ontology annotation, biological process: transcription initiation at RNA polymerase II promoter; RNA polymerase II preinitiation complex assembly. Gene Ontology annotation, cellular component: transcription factor TFIID complex.